Messenger RNA from Trichoderma reesei QM6a, 1479 nucleotides. RefSeq lists its product as uncharacterized. Lineage: Eukaryota; Fungi; Ascomycota; Sordariomycetes; Hypocreales; Hypocreaceae. The record is from RefSeq and is a predicted model, not a curated record. The coding region runs from base 1 to 1479 and encodes 492 amino acids. The transcript has a single exon.
AUGUCCGCCGUCGCCCUCGGCUACCCGCUGCCCACGCUGCUCAACUGGUCCGGCGAGUUCAACCGCCCAGAGUGGCACUUUGCAGGCAGCCACAUCGCAAAGCUCGAGAGCUUGCUCGCCGUCAUCGAAGAGAUGCUUAGCCGUGACGACGUUGACGGCGGUGCGGACGACGACGACCUCGCUGUCCUGGUGGACGCGUACGAUAUCUGGUUCCAGCUUCCCCCGUCGGUGCUCAUACAGCGAUAUCACCAGCUCAACAACGAAGCAAAUCAACGCCUCCGCAAGCAAUGGCAAGCUUCAGCCCACCAAGCCUCAACAUCAUCAUCAUCAUCUUCUUCUUCUUCUUCCUCCUCCAACAACUUCCCCAUACCGCCCCCCAAGCAAUCCAUCAUCGUCACCACCGCAAAAGACUGCCAACCAGACAGCGAAUCCGGCUCCAACCCUCACUACACGCACUGGCCCUCCUCCCCCAUGCCACCCGACCUCUACGGCCCCGAAACCGACACCAUCCUCCCUUUACUCUUCGACCCGGCCCGGAAAUACAAAAAGAUUCGCCCGAGAUGCAUCAACAGCGGCAUGAUCAUGGGAACAAUGUCCUCCCUCCGACAAGUCCUCCGGCGGUGCAAGCGAAAAAUCGCCUCCGUGGCCCUCAGCGGCAGACAGCUAUGGAGCGACCAGGCUCUUCUUGGGGAAGUCCUCGGCGAUCAGGAGAUUUGGCGCGAAUGGGUCACGCAGCAACUCUCCUCUUCCUGGAACGGCAGCGCCUCAAGGUACGAUUUGACACUCUUGAGUCCGGAAGUACGUGAUAUCGCGACAAAGGCCCUGCUGGGGGAACAAUUCGAGUUCGGCAUCGGCCUGGACUACAGCUUCGCCACCAUCCCGGCAACCUGCUCCGCCGAAGAAGACGGCUACUUUGUCAAGCUCAACGACGCAAACGCCGUCCGCGCCGAGUCCCUCAAAGCAGGCGUCCCCGACGGUCCACGCAUACACACCAUUCCAAAGGAACUCGUGAAAGCCAAAGAUGACAGAGGAGGUCCUCUUUCGCAGACCUCAUGGGGCAAUGUCCCGCUCUACACAGACUUUUACUUUGGCGUCGUCCCCGUGGGCAUCCACCACAACGCCUACAUCGACGGCCUCAAGCCAUGGCGUCUCAGCAACUGGUGGAAGCUCAUGUGGUUCUAUCCCCGCCUGCGGGAUCUCGUCGCCGCACAGCUCCAGCCUCCUUCUGGAGAUGGCAGUGUCGCAGACCUGAAGCCGCUCUUGAACAUGUCGUCUCAUGGGAACGGCGGAGAGCAGGAUCUGGUCUAUUGGCCGCCACAGACGCAGCGCAGUAAGAAGCAGGUAACCGUCUUUGAACCGGCGCAAGGCGAACGGCCGGCCAGGCUGGUGCCGAUAGCUUGGGAUGGGGUUUGUCAAAAGGGAAGCACGCCUUGGUAUGAAGCAUUGUUUGGGGAUGGCAAGGGGCCGUUGGAGGUGUGA